AUAGUUCUGAGCAACUAUUUUGCGCAAGAAAUUAUGGAUUACAACAAUAAUGUAUCUGCCACUGUGUAUAACGUUCAGUGGUACAUAGCUCCGUUGCGAUUACAAAAAAUGAUACUGUUUCUCUUGCAAAGAGGUACCAAAGGAUUCUCUUGGAAUAUUGGUGGAUUGUUUGUAGGAUCGUUAGAAGGUGCUGCUACGUUGUUGAGUGCCGUAGUAUCGUACUUCACUGUUCUUUAUUCUACGCGAAAUUGA
Molecule: messenger RNA, 252 nt
Organism: Wasmannia auropunctata (little fire ant)
Lineage: Eukaryota; Metazoa; Arthropoda; Insecta; Hymenoptera; Formicidae
Exons: 3
Biological process (GO): detection of chemical stimulus involved in sensory perception of smell; sensory perception of smell
Cellular component (GO): plasma membrane
Molecular function (GO): olfactory receptor activity; odorant binding
Source: RefSeq, a predicted model, not a curated record